ACGGAGUUUGUGCAUGAAUAAGACGAUUUUAUUGUUAUAGAGCUGGCUGAGGAAUUUUCUGUGAAAAAAAGUAAUAAGGACCUCUAAAAAUAAAUUAAAAAUACUUCCAAAGGAUUCUCCGCGAUUUCCUACACCGCCAUCUUGGAUAUAUUUUCUUAAAGCUCUAAAUGAAUAUAAAAGCAAAAGAGCUAAAAGAUAGGUAAAAAUACAUCUUAAUAGUCUUCAAAGGAACUUUUAAAAGUUCAUUUUGAAUACAUUUUUUGUGUGAAAAAAGGACAAAAAGAACAAAGUUUAAUGCAAUGAAGUUAGCUGCAGGAAUUAUCCUUUUGAUAUUUUGUCAAACUUUGAAUGAAGCAAAUGCAGCUGCUGCAUUUAGAUCAGCUGAAUCGCACUACAUCAAUGAUGUUGAAGUUACGGAAAACUCCAUUGAGGAUGACGUGAAAACCGAGAGUCCGGCAAAAGCAUCCAGAAGACGUAUCUUUGAGUCCCCAUUCAAUACCACCGAUAUUGUUACACCAAAGCCAAAGCUUAAGUGCCACUGUGACACCUGCCCAGAAACAAAUUUUAUCUGUGAAACCGAAACCCUUUGUUUUACAUCAGUUGAAAUCAAAAAUGGCCGAGAAAUUGUGCAGUAUCGUUGUGUCCCCGAAACGAGUGUCCUGAAGGAUCGUCUGCCCAUUCAAUGUUUAAUGUCGAAGCAAAAGGAAAAGGAAUACAAUGUACGUUGCUGCGGGACGGAUUUUUGCAACAAUGACGUCCUAACGACGACGCUCAAGGAGAGAAAUUUCAAAAGUAACGACAUGAUUAAUUGGGACAUUGUCUGCUAUUUGGUUGUCGUGACAUCCCUCCUGUGUUGCCUGGCCUUUGUGACGUAUUUGGUGUUUUGGCGCCGAAAGAAGUGCACGGGGAUUAAAACACUCGCCAUUGAUGAUUCGGAAUGCGAUAAAAUCCUCCAUGGACACAUGAUACAGAAUAUGAUUGAAGUGACUACAUCGGGAUCAGGAUCAUCAGGGCUUCCACUUUUGGUUCAACGCUCUAUUGCGCGCCAAAUUCAACUUGUUGAAAUUAUUGGGAAGGGGAGAUUUGGGGAGGUGUACCGCGGGAAGUGGCGCGGGGAGAAUGUUGCCGUGAAGAUCUUCUCAUCGCGCGAGGAGUGUUCGUGGUUCCGUGAAGCAGAAAUCUAUCAAACUGUUAUGCUGCGUCAUGAAAAUAUCCUCGGCUUCAUUGCGGCAGACAAUAAGGAUAAUGGAACAUGGACACAGCUGUGGCUUGUAACGGAUUACCAUGAAAAUGGGUCGUUAUUUGACUUCCUAACCGUCAGCACGGUCGAUACGAAAACUAUGCUAACGAUGGCACUGUCCAUUGCAACGGGCCUGGCGCAUUUGCAUAUGGAUAUCGUUGGGACAAAUGGAAAACCCGCCAUUGCACAUCGUGAUUUAAAAACCAAAAAUAUCCUCGUUAAAUCAAACCUCAGCUGCGCCAUUGGGGAUCUCGGGUUAGCCGUUAGGCAUGAUGUGAAGAAUGACACCGUUGAUAUCCCAUCAACACACCGUGUGGGUACAAAACGCUACAUGGCACCUGAAGUACUCGAGGACACGAUCAAUUCAAAUCAAUUUGAUUCAUUUAAGCGCGCCGAUGUGUACGCCUUUGGGUUGAUUCUCUGGGAAAUUGCCAGACGAUGCAAUAUUAAUGGGACCUACGAUGAAUACCAAUUACCAUACUUUGAUGUCGUUCAACCCGAUCCAACAAUCGAGGAAAUGCGUAAAGUUGUUUGUGUGGACAAUCAGAGACCCAACGUGCCCCAUCGAUGGCAUUCAAAUGGCGUCCUUCACAAUAUUGCUAAAGUUAUGCGGGAGUGUUGGUAUCAGAAUCCAGCUGCACGUCUUACAGCACUCAGAAUUAAGAAGACACUCGCAAAUAUUGGAUCAGAUGACUAAAGAACAGAUUUAUUGUGAAGCUUCCAGAGAAAAAAAAUCUUUUAAGUCUCCUACCUGCUAAUGUAGCAGUUCCCAGUGCUCCAGUAACACACCUAACUCAUAAAAUGUAUCAAGAAGAUCAAGAAGAAAGAAAGCUCAACUGUUAGAAAUCCUCUAAUCAUGAGCCAGAAUAUCCUUCAAAUCCUAAUUAUUUUUUAAACGGACAGAUUAUUGAUUUUACAUUUAAGUAUGAUGCGACACUGAAUGAGUUUGCUCGUCAAUCUCUUUCUUUUUUAUAAAUAUUAUAAAAUUAGACUGUUUUGUACCAUUUUGUAUACCCAUAAAAUAUAAUUAUAUUUUGUACGUAGUUCAAGCCUAAUUGUCACAGUAAUGUAUAGAUUUUAGCUUCUGUGUGAGCGAAUCGGUAGAAAGUUUUAACCCUUAGACUCAUUGACGGCCAUGUUUCUGUCGCUAAACGUUAUUUUAUCAUCAGACGUCUUUUCAACUGUUAAAGUUUUUUUUUUGUUUUCAAACAAGUAAUGUUUUUUUUUCUUAAAUUUGACGUUUUUUUCUCUCGUUAAACGUUUCAAAGAAAAUGUCUUCGAAAGUUUGACGUUCCUUUUCUGCCAUUAAACAUUUUAUCUAACGUUUGACGUUCUCUUUCUGUCGUUAAACGUUAUUUUAGCACUUUAAAUGUCUCCUUUAACGAUUUCCAACAAUUAGACACCAAAUAACAUUAAAGUGAGUUAAAGGGUUAAUCAGAGUUCCUCGCUUCUGUUAAAUAUCAAGCAUUCAUUUAUUAAUUACAUUUGGUGCACAACACAAAACUUCUGUAUUGAGUAAAAUAUCCAAAUGUUAACCUGCUGGCCGCCAAGACCUUGGAGCUUCCUUAGAGCGCCAAGGUGGGGUCGUUGAACGACCCCAAGAAGGAAGUCGAUUUUCUCAUAAACUAUAAAACCGGGAACUGUCGGGUCACUACCUUUAGACUCCUUAUAUAGUCCUCUUGCCCCUUGCAUCACAAAUUCUCCACCCGGAAACACGCAGAAGAAGAUAUUAGGGAAAAACAUUUUUCACUCAUUUUUCACACUUUCUUCGUGAGAAAUUUGCCACGAAGUUGACCGCAACUGCCUUUUUUUUUCACUACUUCCCCACAUUCCCCUCACUUCCCGCACCGUGAUAAAUGGCAAUAUUUCUCGAAUAUUCUUUAUUGUUUUGCACAUUUAUAUGCUUCUAAUUAUGUUUUAUGUUGUUUAUGUUACUUAUUCGCGAUAAUUCUGACACUGAGAUGGUAAAGUGAGAAAGUAAACACAACCCUUCAACCCCCUUCAACCAUAUGAUUCAUGAUGUGACUAACUUCAUUCUAAGAAAUUUUCCGCAGCAUGGCCGUUACACCAAUUUUUGAAUUCCCUUCUUCUACAUUUUCCUUAAUAACUUUUCUUGUAGUGGACGGAUUGAGAUGAAAUUUUUACACAACCUCCUCAGAUAACCAAAGAACUUAUUUCCAAAAGAUGGGAAUGGUAUCUUUUAUAUUUAUUAAGUUAUAGCACGAAAUAUAGGGCUGGGGUCGUUCAACGACCCCGCUUGGCGGCCUAGAGGUUAAUCAAUUGAAAAUUCAUUGCUUAAGCACUUAUUUUUAAUCAUUAAAGUUAUUCGUUUGAUAUGUAUACGAAAAUGUUUUAAAGAGUAUUAUUUAAUAAAAAUUAUUCUACGUUAAUUCAUAAAUUUAGCAAUAAACUGCUUAACGUAUUUUUCAAUGAAUUGUAAACAGUUUUAUUUUUAAAAAUAUUUUAAUUUAUUGUCCUUGGCGUACUCAAUACAGAAAAUCUUUGACUUGAAUAAAAUAAAUAAAAAUUGUAAAUAGACUAAUAAUGCACAUAAUUUGUAAAAUAAAACUGUUGCUAUUCUUGAAAGAAUUAUAAAGAAAGAAAGAGACAAAAAAAAUUUAAAAAAAAAUAAGAUAAAAAGUUCUCGUUGAGAGUUUUAUGAAGAAAAAGGAGCUAAAAUGUGAAAGUUGAAGGAGAAGAAAAAUGCAAUUUCAAUACUUUUUGUUUAUUUUUGCAAAUUUUUUGCACAGAAUUUGUCUCCUAAAUACCAAAAAAAAAUCUCUAAAUUUUAAUAUUAAUUAAUAAAGCAAAAAAAAAGAACAAUUAUUCUCAUUAUUGGCAUAAUAAGUAGUAGGAUUAAGUGGAGAAGGAUUUGAUAAUGUAAUUAUUUAUCUCAUAGACUGAGUGAUUGAAUCAUGGAUUGAAUAUUUUAUAUUAUUGUACUAUUAUAGUGUAUUAACAUAAGUUCACCCAAUAUUAGUAAUUUUAUAAUAUAUACCCUCCCCAAAACAAAAAGAAACUUUAUCAUUUUGAUAGAGAGCAUAAUAAUUUUCGUAUUGAAAUAAAACUUAAAAAUUUACCUAAAU
This is a messenger RNA of Lutzomyia longipalpis, 4326 nucleotides long. RefSeq names its product TGF-beta receptor type-1-like. Gene Ontology annotation, molecular function: activin binding; ATP binding; activin receptor activity, type I. The record is from RefSeq and is a predicted model, not a curated record. Lineage: Eukaryota; Metazoa; Arthropoda; Insecta; Diptera; Psychodidae. Gene Ontology annotation, cellular component: activin receptor complex; plasma membrane. The transcript is spliced from 2 exons. Bases 300 to 1937 code for a protein of 545 amino acids. Gene Ontology annotation, biological process: cellular response to growth factor stimulus; nervous system development; protein phosphorylation.